AUGUUUUCAUUUUAUUCACGCAUUUUCUUCCUUAAUUUCUGUUUUUUUUUUUCUUUUUCUGGCUACAGAUACUUCGAAAUGUUACCAGAACGACUUCUUCUUCUUGUCUCUUUCUGUCUUUUUUUCAUUUCUUAUUACUUUUCGUUUACUUCUUCCGUCCUUUUACAUUUAAUUCGUCGUCGCUGUCCUCCUUUUUCUUAUUUCCCUCCUUGUUGUUCUUCUAUUUCUCCUCCUCCUCUUUCUUCUUCUAGUAGUAGUAGUAUUACUAGUAGUACUACUAAUAUUAAUACUACUAAUUUUUUUUUUCAUCUAAUUCUCCUCCUAUUUAUUUAUCCUUCCUCUUUAUUUUCUUCCUUUUCUUUCUCGUUCUUUUUCUUGCAUCUUUUCUUUUUCUCAUGCUUCCUUUUUUUCUAUAAUCGCUUUUUAUUCUUUUUUCAUUGUAGUUUGCUUCCUAAUUUCUUUUUUCGCUCUGCCCUUCGUUUUUCUUUCGUUCUUCUUUUAGCUUUUAUUCACAUACUCAUUCUCUUCUUUCUUUUUCUUUUUCUUAUAAGCAACUUCUUUUUCAUUUUCUUCUUCUAG
This is a messenger RNA of Acanthosepion pharaonis, 579 nucleotides long. The record is from the annotation of a GenBank genome assembly. Lineage: Eukaryota; Metazoa; Mollusca; Cephalopoda; Sepiida; Sepiidae.